Onychomys torridus (southern grasshopper mouse) is the source of this 1303-nucleotide messenger RNA. RefSeq names its product neuromedin-U receptor 1-like. Lineage: Eukaryota; Metazoa; Chordata; Mammalia; Rodentia; Cricetidae. The transcript is spliced from 3 exons. Gene Ontology annotation, biological process: G protein-coupled receptor signaling pathway. Gene Ontology annotation, cellular component: plasma membrane. The coding region runs from base 23 to 1303 and encodes 426 amino acids. Gene Ontology annotation, molecular function: neuromedin U receptor activity. The record is from RefSeq and is a predicted model, not a curated record.
CAGGACCUCUGGGGCAGAAGGCAUGACUCCUCCCUGCCUCAACUGUUCUGUCUUUCCUGGAGAGCCGUCCCUAAAUGGUUCCGGGAGCCCCAUGUUCUGCAAUGGCAGUGAGGUCAAUGGACGCUUUGACCCCGAGGACUUGAACCUGACUGAUGAGACCCUGAGGUGGAAGUACUUGGGCCCACAGCAGUCAGAGCUGUUUGUGCCCAUCUGUGUCAUGUACCUGCUGAUCUUUGUGGUGGGCACUGUGGGCAACGGGCUGACCUGCACUGUCAUCCUGCACCACAAGGCCAUGAAAACACCCACCAACUUCUACCUCCUCAGCCUUGCUGUGUCUGACUUGCUGGUGCUUCUGGUGGGCCUGCCUCUGGAGCUGUACGAGAUGCAGCACAAUUACCCAUUCCAGCUGGGGGCCAGUGGCUGCUACUUCCGGACACUGCUCUUUGAGACCGUCUGUCUAGCUUCAGUGCUCAACGUCACAGCCCUGAGUGUGGAGCGCUAUGUGGCCGUGGUGCAUCCACUCCAAGCCAAGUCUGUGAUGACACGGGCCCACGUGCGCCGCAUGUUGGGGGCCAUCUGGGUCCUUGCUCUGCUUUUCUCUCUGCCGAACACCAGCCUACACGGCCUCAAGCAGCUGUACGUGCCCUGUCGGGGUCUGGUGCCUGACUCAGCUGUGUGUACUUUGGUGCGGCCCCGAGUCUUCUACAACUUGGUGAUACAGACCACCACACUGCUCUUCUUCUGCCUGCCCAUGGUUGUCAUCAGUGUGCUAUACCUGCUCAUCGGGCUGCACCUGCACAGGGAAAGGAUGCUGCUCCAAGAGGAGGUCAAAGGCGGGAAAAGUGCAACGGCCCGGAAGACCUGCAGCAGAAGGCCUCGAGAUCGGGGACGGAGACAGGUGACCAAGAUGCUAUUUGCCCUGGUUGUGGUGUUUGGCAUCUGCUGGGCUCCAUUCCAUGCAGACCGCCUCAUGUGGAGCUUGGUGUCCCGCUGGACCGAGGGCCUGCUCCUGGCCUUCCAAUCUGUGCACAUUGUAUCUGGUGUCUUCUUCUACCUCGGCUCGGCAGCCAACCCGGUGCUCUACAGCCUCAUGUCCAGUCGUUUCCGAGAGACCUUCCGGCAAGCCUUAGGCCUGGGAACCCGAUGCCGUCGCCGCCACCGACACUGUCAUGGCUCCCAUAACCUCAGCAGAUUGACCACAGGCAGCACCUUGUAUGACUUAGGUUCCCGAAACAGCAGGGCUGGACCCCUGGCUGAGAAUGGGGAUCCUGGAUUUCAGCAAGAAACGAUCUCUCCUGAGUAA